CUCUGUUUGCUGUUGUCUCUCCAACACUGUGGUGUUUGAAUCUCCCCUGGGGGACAACAAAGAAGGUAAUUUGGUACCAUGAUCUAUUGAGAAGUUUUCAAACGUCAGACUCUGACCUGGUUAUCUGCGUUAUCUGGUGUCAUUCUCCUUCCUCGUGCUUGAAAACGCUCAGGAAAACAUGGACUGUCCCCUGGUCAAAUCACGCAGGAGGCGCAAAGAAACCAAAACCUUGACAGAAUGAUCACAAAAAUCGAGAUAAAUGAAGGUGAAAAUAGAAUGAAUCAAAGAAUAGCAAGAAAGAUUGGACCUUUCUGACGGUUUUUAAUUUUAGUUUUACACACACAGAUACACUGGCGUGCACUAUAUCGAAGUUGUCAUAUUAUCUGUGACCCUAGAAACUCUUACGCCUCAGAUUCCCUUCUUUGUUUGGCUUCAAUUUGUGCAGUUGUUGGCUGUUCACUCGGCGCCAGCUACGUACUGUGUGUGUUUCUGUGAGUGUGUGUUUUGAGCCUCCCCGCUGUGGCGUGGAGCAGAAGAGUUCUAGCACGAGAGAGUGUGUGUGUGUGUCCUGAGGGAGCUUGUGGGAGUGGUGAGAAGGACUGAAAGAAGUGACCGUAGUGGAGCUGUAGAUGGACAGUGAGGAAGUGAUGGGGGCUUAUAUAAUGCCGAGCAGCGUGGUAUUGAUCCAGGAUGCCGAGACCUGCAUUCUACGGCGGGCGGGCUCAGCCCAGGAGCCUCAGAAUAAGUCCCCAUGGUUGGCAGAUUAAAGGAUGAGACCUGAGCAACAAGCCGCACAACUCAACACAAACCAGCAGCCAUGAGGAGCAGCUGAGAGAACGCAGCGCCACACUGCGCCACCGCAGCAUGACCCGGAGUCGGAAGAUCCAGAUCCGUAACAUUCCCCCGGAUCUACGGUGGGAGGAUUUGGACAAUCUUCUAGCCCGCUAUGGUUGUGUGGAAAACGUGGAGCAAGUAAACACUGACACAGAGACCGCAGUGGUGAAUGUUACGUACGCGACCAAGGAGGAAGCGAAAGAAGCCAUUGAGAAGUUGACUGGACACCAGUGCGACAACUAUUCUUUCAAGGUGUCGUACAUCAUGGAUACGGAUGCUGCGCUGGUCCAGACUCCACGAGCACGACGUGCAGGUCGAUCACCACGGGACCAGGGUUCACCUGUGGCUGGGCCCUCUGGAGGCUUCUACCCUCCUCGUCCAAGAAACUGUCUCCUUUUCCGAAUGCAGGUGCCCACUCAGUAUGUGGGGGCCAUCAUUGGCAAAGACGGACUCACUAUCAAGAACAUCACCAAACAGACACAGUCCAAGAUUGACAUUCAUCGGAAGGAAAACGCGGGUGCAGCAGAAAAGCCCAUCACCAUCCACUCAACUCCAGAGGGCUGCUCCGCCGCUUUCCGCAUGAUCCUGGAGAUCAUGCACAAGGAGGCCAACGAGACCAAGGCGACGGGGGACCUGCCAGGACAACUCCUGGCUCUUAACCACCUGGUGGGCCGGCUGAUCGGGAAGGAGGGCCGCAACCUGAAGAAGAUCGAGGAGGAGACAGGGACCAAGAUAACCAUCUCCUCGUUACACGCCUUGACCAUCUACAACUCUGAGCGGACCAUCACGAUGAAGGGAAGCCUGGAUGCGUGUUGUAAAGCUGAAGUGGAGAUUUCCAAGAAACUGAGGGAAGCUCACGAGAACGACAUUGCUGCUCGAAAUCAACAGUCCAACUUAAUCCCUGGCUUGAACCUGAACGCUCUUGGCAUCUUCUCAUCUGGUUUGCCAGUCAUGCCCCCUGCUGGAGGACCUCGUGGUAGCGUGCCGCCAGUGGUACCUGCUGGAUACCCAUUCUUUGGUCCCUCUUCACAUGGUGGACUGUACGGGGCCCCUCCAGGAAGUUCUCACCUGCACUCAGCUCCAGAACAGGAGGUCGUCUACCUCUUUAUUCCAACUCAGGCAGUCGGAGCUCUGAUCGGCAAGAAGGGCCAGCACAUCAAACAACUCGCCCACUUCGCAGGAGCUUCUAUUAAGAUUGCCCCAGCUGAGGGCCCCAACGUGACGGAGAGGACAGUGAUCAUUACUGGAACCCCGGAGGCUCAGUUUAAGGCUCAGGGUCGGAUAUACGGCAAGCUGAAGGAGGAGAACUUUUUCUCAGCGAAAGAGGAAGUCAAACUUGAGACCCACAUCAAGGUUCCUUCCACUGCGGCGGGCAGAGUGAUCGGCAAAGGUGGCAAGACGGUAACUGACCUGCAAAACAUGACGAAUGCUGAGGUCAUCGUGCCUCGCGACCAAACCCCUGACGAGAACGACGAGGUCUUUGUGAAGAUUAGUGGACAUUUCUAUGCCAGCCAGACUGCACAAAGAAGAAUUCGGGAGAUCAUCCAGCAGGUCAAACAUCAGGAACAGAAGCACCAGCAAGGCGCCGCCAUGUCACCACACCACUCCAAGUGACAACCAGGGCGGCUCCAGUGGGCACCAGCCAAUGAAUGUAGCCCUCCCGAACGGACAGAGACCUACCCAGACAAAGGCCGAGGCCAAGGGGGACAUGCAGGGCAGACCAGCAGCACCGGGAUCAAAACCAAAGAACUUCACUGAGGGGAGAUACAAGUGAGAGCCAAAGGCUGAGGGCAUUGCGUGCACUGCCAGCCCUGUGAGAGCAGAUAGAACAGGAGAAACCGUACUGAUAUCAAUUUAAAAAGAAAAGUUUUAAAAAAAGACCAAAAAAAUAUAUAAAAAAGAGAAAAUGGCUGAGAAUAUAAGAACUGACGCUUCACAGUUGACAAGGUGAAGAAUAGUAUGUCGCCCUGCGUAACGUUAUCUCUUUAGUUGGACUAACAUAGGCCUAACACAGAUGAAGCAACUCUAACAACACAAGCAUUAUUUUUGAGUUCUGACAGAACUGAGGAAACUAGCUUGACAUAUGCAGACUGAUGAAAUAACAGUAUUAAUACAGGGUAGAGUGGAAUAUCCAUCCGCGGACAGAAGGCUGUUAUUUUUCUACCGGAACGACAGUAGAGCGCGUAGUUCGUUGACCGCUUGUUUGAGACGUAGAUUGACGCUUCCCUCACAGUCCAUACUUGACGUGAAAGAAAAUCCCCCCCGACGAGCGAACGCGGUGAACGGUUCUCAGUUUUUGUAACAAGCCUGUGUGUGCCAACCCAAAAGAUAACGUCCCCACGUCCCUCACCGAUCAUACCUGAUGCUACGCUUUCUUUUUCUGCCUCUCUCUGCUGUCACUCUCUCAUCACUCUCGCUGUUUUCAUCACCACACUUUCCUCCUCCGUCGCCUUUCUUUGAUAACAUUGAACUGACUGCCACUAGAGUUAAACAGGGAUGGCUGAAGCGCCGCCAUCCCUCCCCCACACGUGGAUCUACAUCGUGCUUGUUGUCCUGAUGAAUAAUUAUGUCUGGAGAAUAAUAGUAAUCGGCGCAAAAAUUGAGGUUAAUAUGUGAAUGUGCACUGCCACCGAGAGCUGGAAACGAAAGGAGGGGCCUGGUUUUGGAGUAGGGUGGGUUGAGGAACAGUAAGUUGCAAGGGGUGGGCACUGUAUGUCCUGUGGUACACACACAACCGCAAACGUGACCGCGGCCGCGUCUUGGCUUUAACCGCCUUUUGUCAGGGAGGUUUCCGAAACGGCAUGACAGCUGUGAAUGUACAAUAUGCAGCCUUUUCUUUCUUUCUUUUCUUUGUUUUUUUUUAUUUUUACAACAGAAAAAUCACCCAUGCCUUGUCCAGCAGGCCAGACCAGCCACGCAGACACUCAGAUUGUCACUCUGAUAUUGUUUCGGCAGGCCGACUGCCCUGCCGGUGGCGCUAGUGUACACAGGUCCUGGUCUCCCUUUUUACUUUCAAGAUCUUUGGAAGCUUGUUGCCUUAUUUUGCCACCAUCACUUCAUCAGCUUCAUCUUCCAGGCGCAAAAGGUUAUUGCCAAUACGCACAGCUUCCUCCACGUGUGUGUAUGUGUGUGUGCGCAUGUGUGUGUGUGUAUAUAUAUAAAAACAGAGUAAUAUUUAUGAAUCUAUUUUUUCCUAUUUUGUGAUGAGAGCUAUAAAUAAGAAAACAAGAGAAAACAAAGUCCUUUUUCUUUUCUUCCUCAGUGGGACACUGCCAUAUUAUUUUGAAGGGAAGUGUUUAUUUUCUUGAGAACUAGACUAUGAAUACUAAUAUAAAUAAACCUGAAAAAACAAGGCGAGAACAGUCAAGUGAACCACCGCGUUAACUUUGGUCAGGAUGUAAACAGUGCGCAUGUCAGUAUUGUGAUCUACCUCAGGCUUCAGGGUACCUCAGUCCAAUCUUUCAUUUCCCCUUUUUCACAUUUUGUAUGCCUUGUUAACUGAUCAUUUUGAGCGUUUUUGAUUUUCUUUUUUUUAAUGACGAAAAAAAAAAAAAACAAGAGACAAGAUAUCUAUAGUGAAUCUCUUCAGGUCCAGCCCAGAAGUGAAACUUUCUAAAACCGUAUUCCACUGUCCCGAAGUGAAACGGCAGCAUCCGGGCCUGCCUGAAGCGGUUCUGUUGGUCGGGUCCUGGUUUCACGCUCAGAGGCACUGGAGAUUAACAACCCCACGAUAGAAGCCAACCAACUGUACCUCCAGCUUUUCCAGAGCUCUAAAGAAACACACACACACAAUGAAGUUUAUUUACCUGUGACAGAGGUUAUUUUGUACCAACACAACUUUACCAGCCCUAUUUUGUAAAACUCACUCGGGGUCAAACUGAAGCUGCAAAAAGACACUGACAGGACUUUUGUGUAGAAUGUAGAGCAGACUUAAUGUCACUGUGUACAUCAGGAGAACUGUAUAAACAUGUACAAUAGUCACACUUCCUGUCUCCUCACACACACAUCUGCAUCGUGAGAAUCACAGAUCGCAUUGGCCGCUUUUUUUUUUCUAUCAGCGCGUUUAUCUAGAUCUUGUUGCGCUUUACCUACAAUUAGAGCUGACCGGUUUCGUCCCAGUGAACACAGACGUGCUGCUCUCGACUUCAUCAGAACCUCACACUGAUGAUCGCUCACCAGACCCCAUUUAAGUACCGUGACCUUACUCAUAUGAAUGCAGUACAGUGCUUCGUCUCUGUCGCGCCCCCCUCCUCUUGGCGGCGUGCAUCACAGUACCGCUUGAUCUUCUCAAGCGUCGCUCACGGUGUGUUUUUGCCCGUCUCCUCUUCGCGCCCUCUCGUGUUUUUGGCUCCUUCUAAGUGCAGGUUCACCUGUCACUGCUUCAAGAUGUCCGUCACCGUGGCGACGUGGCGAGCACCGCAUCCUUCUUGUCAAUAAUAUAGACCUUUUUUUCUUUUUACUUCCAAGGAUUGGAGUUUCUAGCUUUUGCGGGAUGUUGCUGUUCACUCAAAACACUCAGCAGCAGGCAAACUCUGAAAACACACAUCACUAAGAGUGUUGUUAGUCAUAUCACACGGUGGUUGGAAAACUUUAUUAGGCUUUAUUUUGUUUUUCUGUUGAUCUGGUUUUCUGGUGUCAUUUACACUGUUUUAAUGAUGUAGUCUGGAGACGUAGCUGGGAUUCUUUGCUUUAAUAUUCAUUCCUAUUAGAUCACUACCAAUAAUAGCUGUUAGAUUGUGGUUUUAAAAAAUAUGCUAGGAGUUUGAGCUGAUUUGGGAAUCAAAAUGGCUAAAAAAAAAUACUUUGUCAUGCUAAAUGAGAAGUAUCCAGGUCUGAAAUGUGCAUAUUGCCUGACUGAACAUGGAAUGAAAGGGGCAUUCGACGAUCAUCAGAUCUAUGUGGAUUAUUUGAGGAAGGGUUUUAGCAUGGUCCGGAGCCAACCAGUGUUUUUGUCUUGUCUUGUUGUGAAAUGCGAAAACACAAACCAUAGCAUGAAACCGCUUGUAGUCCAUCCAGUAUGUUCUACGCUUCACACACUUUCAGUUUGAGAAACAAGGAUCCGUUUGUUCACAGUAUCUCACAAUUCUGCAGAUUUCCUUUUGUUCCCUUGUUAGGUCACCACCCUCAAGUUUUCCCACGAAACACGAAGGUUCCAGAACACCUCAAAGAUCCAUGUUGUGGAUCCGAACCGUUCUGGUUACAGGCAUACUAUUGUUUUGAGUAAAGAGUGAACUGUAUUGCUGAGCAACCUGGAUCUGAGCAAUAAACAAAAUUUGAAAGAUUAAAGUGCUGUUUU
Synchiropus splendidus (mandarinfish) is the source of this 6130-nucleotide messenger RNA. RefSeq names its product insulin-like growth factor 2 mRNA binding protein 2a (gene igf2bp2a). The record is from RefSeq and is a predicted model, not a curated record. The coding region runs from base 865 to 2448 and encodes 527 amino acids. Gene Ontology annotation, biological process: nervous system development; regulation of gene expression. The transcript is spliced from 15 exons. Gene Ontology annotation, molecular function: mRNA 3'-UTR binding. Gene Ontology annotation, cellular component: cytosol; nucleus; cytoplasm. Lineage: Eukaryota; Metazoa; Chordata; Actinopteri; Syngnathiformes; Callionymidae.